AUGCCUUGGUUGAAGAAACCAUCGCCUUUAAAGGGAAACCCAACCAAGAAGGAUACCAGUAGAUACUGGACAUUCCAUGAAGGGCAUGUUUAUUACACAAACGACUGCUUCGCCUGGAAAAGGCACCUCGAAGAUCUAGUCAAAGAUGGCCAUUGCACGGAAUUCAUUGCAAUGAGGGCUAUCCAGCAAAUCAAGGAUUGUGACACAGCUAACAAUGAGCCCACGAAAAAAGUUAUAUGGAUCAACACGAUCAUAACUGACUCCAAGUGUCUGGGCUUACCACCAGGGGCAAAAGAGAAAGAUCAAGCAGGCGACUUUCGUCUCUCAACCGUCACUAGCUACCAAGUUAUGGAAGACAAAUCUUUCAUCAUAUUUCAAUGGAAGGAAGUUCCAAGGCAAUGGAAUGUCCAUCACCUCCAGGGGUACUAUCCAUAA
Messenger RNA from Prunus armeniaca (apricot), 435 nucleotides. The record is from the annotation of a GenBank genome assembly. NCBI's taxonomy places the organism in Eukaryota, Viridiplantae, Streptophyta, Magnoliopsida, Rosales, Rosaceae.